AUGGUAAUUAUGACUAACUCAGAAGAAGAUAAUGUGAGAAAAGCCCUUGUCACAUUCAUGGAUAAACUUGAGCCACCUAGGAAUUAUAUUAUCAAUAACCAUACAGAUUUCAAAUGGGGUUGGAACCUUACAACAGACCCCUGCAUCCAUAACUGGCACGGUGUAACUUGCUACACAAGCAACCGAUAUGUUAAGAGUAUAGUUCUUGAUGAACUUAAUUUCACUGGUGUUCUAGAUGCAACUUCUCUUUGCAUUGCUAACAAUCUUCAAAUUCUCAGCCUCAGAAACAACAAUUUACAUGGUUUUAUAUCAGAGGACAUAAGAAACUGCAAAUUCUUGACACACUUGAUUCUUAGUGGAAACAAAUUCUCUGGUAAUCUUCCUAUUUCGAUUCCUCAACUGCAUAACAUGAAGCGGUUUCAUGUUUCAGGGAAUCACUUCAUUGGAGAGCUUCCGAAUAUGGUUAAUGUUACAAGCUUGAUAUCAUUUCUUGCUCAAAACAACAACUUCAUUGGUCAGAUUCCUGAUUUUGAUUUCUCCAACUUUGAAGCUUUCAAUGUCUCUAACAACAACUUACGGGGUCCUGUUCCAGAUACUAGAGGUAGAUUUCAUGCAGAUAGUUUUUAUGGUAAUCCUAAUUUAUGUGGAAAACCAAUUUCUAAUUCAUCAUGUCCACCACCUCCACCACCACCUCAUCCAGUUGAUAAGAAAGACGAAAAAUCAUUUCUUGAUAAUUUGCCAAUUUAUUCAGGUUACAUAGUACUUGUUUUAAUUUUUCUAUUUUUCUUGAUAUUCAAGUUGAUAAGAAAAUUCAUGACAAAAGAUAAAGAAAAAGCGUUAGAUCAUGGUGAAAAGAAGGACAUGGAACUAGACAUGAGCUGUGCUGGUGUCGGCGGCGGCGGCGGUGAGAAGCUUAGUGAGAUAUUAAAUUCCAAUGGAUCAAAGAGUUGGCUGAAUGGUCUUGGGAUGAAAUCAGAGUCUUGUUCUUCUUUCAACUAG
Molecule: messenger RNA, 999 nt
Organism: Cicer arietinum (chickpea)
Lineage: Eukaryota; Viridiplantae; Streptophyta; Magnoliopsida; Fabales; Fabaceae
Product: pollen receptor-like kinase 4
Molecular function (GO): protein binding
Source: RefSeq, a predicted model, not a curated record